UGUCCUUCGUGCUCGCCCCCCUACGCCCGUCGUCGGCUCUCUUCCCUACCACCACCAUCUCUUCGUCCUCUAGGUCGUUCAGAAUGCGUUCCUUCGCCCUCGUAGCUGCCCUCUCUGCGGUCGUCGCCGCCUCGGCGAAGCAAAUCGUCAUUACGGUCGGCGCGAACACUACCGCCAACGCGAGCACGAUCUUCUCGCCUGCGGAGGUCACUGCUGUCAUUGGCGACACUGUCCUGUUCAACUUCACCCAGGGGAACCACAGUGCGACCCAGUCGACGUUCGCGUCGCCGUGCAUCCCCGCACACGACACGAACUCGACGAUCAACGGGUUCAACUCGGGCCUCCGCCCGACCAACAACGGCACGGCCAUCACGAACCUCCCCGUGACGAUCACGACGAACGACACGAUCUGGUUCUACGACAUCGCGACGUGCGCCCUCGGCGGUGUCGGCGGCAUCAACGUGAACGAGUCCAGCACGGAGACGCUCGACGGGUUCAUCCGCAACGCGAUCCGCCUGAACGGCACCGCGACCUCCACCUCCGCGUCCGCGAGCGCGACGGCGCCGAGCGGGACCGGGUCGAGCACGCGCUCCUCCAGCACGGCGUCCGCGACCGGCGGCAGCAACGGCGCAGACCGUGCCGUCGUGGGCGCGUUGGCCGCACUCCCAAUGGCGCUCAUCGCGCUCGUGCUCUGAGCACCCCCCGCCCUGGUGAGGGAAAACCUACAUAGAGACACGCGAUCCCUUAUACCCCCGCCUGCCCCGCACACUGCCGCUGCACGGACACGAACACGAUUCGACUCGGGCCCGUACGCUUGUCCGUCUGCUCUCUUGUGCUCCCUGCCUGCGUUGUUCCUCGCUCUUGUCCUUUAUCUGGUACAAUGCGUGGCUCCGACUGCACCCCCCCUGCUACUACUUACUAUACCGUCUUUACUCGGCCGAUUUUGUGUUGUGUGUGUGUGUGUGUGACCAUUCAUGUUACGGUUGCUGUUGUGCUUGUUUGUCUGUUUGUUUUUCCUGUUGUAUCUGCGUGUAUCUACCCCGUACAUAGCC
Trametes versicolor FP-101664 SS1 is the source of this 1052-nucleotide messenger RNA. RefSeq lists its product as uncharacterized. The transcript is spliced from 4 exons. The coding region runs from base 84 to 695 and encodes 203 amino acids. The record is from RefSeq and is a predicted model, not a curated record. Lineage: Eukaryota; Fungi; Basidiomycota; Agaricomycetes; Polyporales; Polyporaceae.